Aphanomyces invadans is the source of this 5130-nucleotide messenger RNA. RefSeq lists its product as hypothetical. Lineage: Eukaryota; Oomycota; Saprolegniomycetes; Saprolegniales; Verrucalvaceae. The record is from RefSeq and is a predicted model, not a curated record. The transcript is spliced from 7 exons. Gene Ontology annotation, biological process: intracellular signal transduction; cyclic nucleotide biosynthetic process. Bases 103 to 4359 code for a protein of 1418 amino acids.
CCAACGGGGAGUGUAACGGCGUCGCCUUCGGUCUGAAACGGACAGUUUGGACGCCCGACAGGACAUCGCCUGCACGUGCAGGUCCCAUGGCCUUGACCUAGAAUGAGCAGCAAAGGCGAGAAGAAGGAACUGGAGGUGCUGUGUCGAUACGUGCCGCGCAUUGUGUUGGCCCAAUACGCGCACUCCCGAGCGGCCCUGACCGAACCCGCCACGCAAUCCUUCACAGCCGUGAUGGCGCUGUUUGACAUUUCCGGCUUCUCCACCCUCGCGGACAGGUUGACGAAGGAGGAAAAUGUCCGACCCGUCAUGGUCUCUGAACCCACGAGGGUUUCGUUGAGCAAUGGCAGCAUCGCCAAAUCGAUCGAUGUCAGCACAUCUGCAAGCCAUCGCAGGAUCAGCCACCACGCCAGUGGCGGCCGCGACAGCAUCCAUCACCCAUCGCAGCUGCGGUCCGAGACCGAGAAGCGAGGAAGCACGAGCACGUCGUUUUCCCUCAAGGAGAAGCGCCAGGGCGCCAACGCGAACGACGUCGGGUUGAUGCGUACCGGCAUGGCCAUUGAGCAGCUCACGAAGACGCUCAACCAAACGCUUGCGCCCGUGAUAGACAUCAUCACGCAAUUCAAUGGCGAUAUCAUCAAGUUUGCGGGCGACGCCAUGAUUGUGAUGUGGCAAUGCGACCUGACAAAACACGAGGCCAGUGACUCGAGUUCAAGUGCAAUGGUGGACCCAGGAGUACUGCUCUUCACGGCAAUUUCAUGCGCGUUGAAAGUGCUGAGCGUGCUUGAGACGAGCCAGGAUCAAAAGCAUACGAAUUCGUCGCCCCCGACCUCAAUCAGUGGCGGCCUUGGCGCCCUCAAGAUGCAUGUCGGGCUUGGCUUUAGCACGGUCACGGGGAACCACGUGGGAGGGCUCUUGAACCGGUGGGAGUUUUACGUGGCAGGGGGCGCAACAGGCCAAAUGUCGAUUGCCGAAGCCGACGCUCAAGCAGGCGAACUCGUUGUGUCGGCCGAAAGCUAUCAAGCUCUCGUGGCGUCGGAAGUGCUGCAGCCCCUGCACAUCCAGGCUGAAGCGCUCCCUUCUGGCAACUACCGCAUUACGGACCUCCACAGCGACAGAGACGUCAAGUACACUUUGCCCACGCUCCAGCUCGGUCGGGACUUGAUCCCGCUGGUCAAGUCGUACGUUCCAGGAUGCAUCGCGCUGUCCCUGGGCAAGGGAAAAAUUGUGAUCAACGGCAUGCGAUCCAUCACAGCCGUAUUUAUCAAAUUUACUGGCAUCCUCGACAUCGCGGAUGCCACGCAGCAGCUCCACGAAGUCCAUCGAUGUCUGUGCGCGGUGCAGGACGCUGCGUACCGAGUCCAUGCGACGAUUCGGCAAUUCCUCAUCGACGACAAGGGCGCCGUGGCAAUCGUUGUCGUGGGCCUCCCCCCCUUUUAUCACGAGAACAAUGCCCUGCACGGCAUUCGCAUGGCGCUGUAUUUGAAAGAAAAAGGCGUUCAGGCGUCGAUCGGGAUCACGUCCGGUCCAGCUUUUUGCGGCAGUAUUGGCAGUGCGGUCCGCGCCGAGUAUGCUGUAGUUGGGGACGUGAUCAACUUAGCUGCGCGGCUCAUGUCGAUGGCCAAACCAGGCGAGAUCCUGUGUGACGACGCCACGCAUACGGCAACGUUGACACGGUUCGAAUUCGGGAACGGGACCCACGUCAUGGUCAAGGGCAAGAAUGACUUCAUUGAGGUGUUUCAAGUGUUCCAAGAUGCAGUGGGGGCUACGUCAACAGAGGUGGCGCCGCCUGGAGAUUUCUUCGUGCCGUCCGAUGUGUACGACUUUCUCAUCACGCGCAUCCAAGACUUUGGAACGCGAUCCCGAAUGCCGGCGGUGGCGGACCUGUGCCAGAGCAUUGUGCUCAAGGGGGCGUCGGGGGCCGGGAAAACGACGCUCCUCAGACAUUUGGCCAAUAUUCACCCGAACGUGUACUACAGCUGCGGCGACUCGGUUGAACGCAACACGAAGCUGUUUGUGUGGCGCAAGAUCAUUGCAGGCAUCGUGUUUAGCAAACACCACCCGCACCUCCAGCCCAGGCGCAUCUCGGACACGUCACCCCAAUCUGUUGCUGGAUCGAGCAGUCGGCCGUCGUUUUUCCGCGCUGUGACGAAGUCGCCGGUCCAGAUGCUGGAGGCGAUGCAAAAGUCGUCACUCAAGACCCUUGGCCGAAUCAACUCGGACGUCACGGUCGACGAUGCGAUCCUGACCAACAAACCGGACGAGGCGGACUUGAGUGUGUCCGAGUGUGGAAGCCACAGGAACGGCAUGAGCGAAGCGGAAGAGUCGAGCAACGUGUAUGUCAAUCGGGAUUUCAACUUUGGCGUGGGCCUCCAGUUUGUCCACGCAAUUGUCGAGUCCGGCCGACUGGCCGCGGACCUCUUGCCGCUCUUGAACGUGUUCAUCCCGCACUGCUUUCCUGAAACGAAUCACUCGCUCGCCCUCGCCCAAAACGACGAACGGUUCAUGCACGAAGUCACGCAGUUGGUGAUGGUCAUUCUGCGCGAAGCGAACGAGCGCCACCCGAUCCUGAUUGCGUGGGACGACUGCCAGUGGAUCGACGCUGCGUCAUGGGACCUCCUCGUCCAGGUCUUGACGCUGUCGCCCAACAUCACGUGCAUUGUCGGCGUUCGGCCAGACGCGCCGCCACCGCACGCCGAGUUCAAAAAGCUCGACCACUCCCCCCACACUUGUCGAUUUGACCUGCGCAAUCUCUCGCCCCGCGACACGUCGCUGUUUUUGAGUCACUUUUACGGAAUCGCCAUCAUGAAUUCGUACCUCCUCGAGUACGUUCACGGCCGCGCGAGGGGGAACCCCGGCAGCACGAUUGCGCUCAUGCAGCGACUACUCGAGCUCGAAACCAUCUACAUCGACCUCGAGCGCGGCGUGGUACACGUACUCAAGGACAUCCAUGACGUGGAUUUGGAGAUUUCACUCCAGACCCGGGCCAAGGUCAUGCACCACUUUGACCACCUCAACUCGAUGAGCCAACUCGCCAUGCGCAUCACGAGCGUCGCGAUCGACUACAUCCACUUUGACGCGCUCAACUACAUGCUUCGCGCCGUGUUUGCCCUCGAGUACAACAAUAGCUUCACCAACCACGACGACAUCAACCACGACUUGCCCGUGUCGUUUUCGGACCAGAACGCAUCGACGUUUGUGCAAGCGCUGCUCGGGAUGUCCGUUGCCGAGACCCAUGGCAUCCUCUCGAUCGACCACCACAACGAAAUCAUCCGAUUCUUGUCGGAGGACAUGCGCCUUGUGGUGUACAACGUGAUGCUGCCAUCCCAGCGGGAAGCCAUCCAUCGCGUGUUUGCGCUCUGGUUUGAGAACGAAGUGCCCGUCCAUCGCAUCCCGCGGUUCCAGCAUUGUUACCACCUUGCGUACCACCUCUCCCGCACGCACAUGUACAACCAAGCGAUGCACUACUUCGCCAAAGGCGCGGAGGAAGCGCUGCUCCGCGGGGUGUCCGAGUUUGCCCUCAUGUGCUUGACAUCGGCUGGGUCCGUUCUCUUACUCAUGGACACGAGCCACGGCCGCCUCGCGACCCCGCGGGGGCUUCGACGGUCAUCCAGUUCGCGCUUGAUGCACGACACCGACCCCGAUGAAGUUGCGAUCGAAGUGACCCUCCACCAGUGCAAGAUCGAAUUCCUCACAGGCCUCGUGAUGGUUCAAAAGUCCGACUGGGCGACCGCCGUGGACCACUUCAAUGCGGCAAUCGCCAUCCACGCCGAGUUGCGCGCUCAGCGUAAACAAAAAUUGUGGCAUCGCCCGGUCCGCCGCAUCCGACGGUGGUGGGAGGAAGCGUCGCAGUUGUGGCGCGCGAUGUAUGGCGGAAUCACCAAAGUCGCGCCAUUGAGAGUGACGAAGAAGAACCACGGGAUGCCGACUGAACCGUCGCUGGAAGCGCUGUGGGGCGAAGUCGGGUCGUAUAUGGUCGUGGCAACGCGCCUCAAAACCAAGAUUCUUCGCGUCGAGCGGGAACGGGAGAGGACCAGCACAGCGAUUCGACUCCAAGGACUCCGGUGCAUCUCGAGCAUCAAAGAUGACUCGAUUGCAAACUUGGAAAAAACGUUUGUCCUGGUCCCCAACGAUCACUCGUCGGGCGGCAAGCUGCCCCGACGGUCUCACAAGAAGGGAAGCUCCAAUGGCGGCAUCGGGACGAGUUCCAGCGCUUCCGGCGUCGGCAUGCGGCAACCGACGUUGAGGAAUGGAAGCGACGGCGCUGUGUCCAUACGCACGGGAAGUCUUGUCCAUCAAGAUCACGCUGACGCGGCGCCAUCGAGGAUAGAAAGCCAAAAGACGAUUGCACCAGUUAUUUAGCUUAGCCCGUCCAACAAACCCCAUCGUCAGACUUCCUUGUGUGCAUUCCGCUUGGGCGUUAGCGACAUCGCGCGCUGCAUCAGGGUCGGUGUGUGGUGGCUUCGCGUCGACAGCAGCAGCGAAGGACUGCGGACCGACCCCGGCGUCAACGCCUCAUUCUCAAACGCGACGAGUUCGCGCUGCUCCUCUUGCUCUGGCUGCAUCAGGUCCGACGCUUCGGCGGCGGCCUGGGCCUGGUCGGCUCUCGCUUGCCAAUUCACACGGGCUAGCCCCCACGCCAACGCGACGACUUUGAACAGCUCGCCCAUCGUGUCGGCAACCCAGAAUCCAUUGAUGCCCCACGACAACGUGAUCGGCAAGAUGUAGCUCAAUGGCACGUAAAUACACCAUGACGCAAUGUUGUUGGCAAUCAAGUUGACAUCGGCCAUCGAUAGCGCGUUCAUCGACGCUGUGAGAAGGAACCGCCCAAAUGCAAUCAUGACGCACGCAAUGAAAAAUCCCAGCGACUUGCUGCACAGGUCCAUGAUCGCAGGGUCGUUGCUCCAGACGUGGAAGAGCGUGUUGCGGGCCAAGACCACGAGCACCAAGAGCGUUGUCGCGCUGGCCAUGACGACGCGCGCGCCGAGUAGCAGCACCCGCUUGGCGGCGACAGGGUGGCCUUGCCCCAAGUACCUCGACAUGCGAAUCUGCGUCGAGAUGGAAAAUCCACUCACGCACGCAUUGGCCACGCCGUAAAUGCCGUUCAAAACAGACAUCGUGGCGGCAAUCUGC